AACACCAGGGCUGUCAGACCACACCCUCUAACUUGUUUCUAGAUUCCUGAAGCCUCUGUACAUGUAAUUCCUGGAGCUGCUGUCUUAUUAAAAUGUCAACACCUCCACCUUCAUCUUCUAUCUGGGACAACCUCUUGGCAUCUCUCUCUUUGAGCGCAAUAUGGAAUUGGAUACAAGCAAGUUUUCUGGGAGAGACCAGUGCGUCUCAGCAAACAAAUUCUGGUCUAAUAGGCACUCUUGCUCCGGUCGUGCAAGUCAUCCUGGCGAUUACCUUUUCAAUUAUGUUGGGAAUAGGAUUAUACACCUUAUGGAAACGAAGUGUCCGGUCAAUUCAGAAAAUAUUGUUGUUUGUAAUCACACUCUACAAAAUUUACAAGAAGGGCUCAGAUAUUUUUCAGGCUUUGCUAACCAGCUCAGAAGGAAGUAGUCUUCAAACUCAAGACAAUAAUAAUCUCUUCCUGUCCUUGGGUCUGCAAGAGAAAAUUUUAAACAAGCUUCAGAUGGUGGAAAACAAAGUGAAGGACCUGGAGGGGAUGAUCGUUUCCCAAAAACCUGCCACGAAGAGAGAUUGCUCCUCUGAGCCCUACUGCAGCUGCUCCGACUGUCAGAGUCCCUUGCCUACAUCAGGGUUUACUUCCGCCUCUGAAAUGUGAUGGAUUUCAAUCUUUUCCAAAAAAGCACUAUUUCUCUCAUGUGUGCAGUAGUGUCUCAAUAAAGAUAGAGAACUAUAGUGAAA
Molecule: messenger RNA, 736 nt
Organism: Carlito syrichta (Philippine tarsier)
Lineage: Eukaryota; Metazoa; Chordata; Mammalia; Primates; Tarsiidae
Gene: TMCO2
Product: transmembrane and coiled-coil domains 2
Exons: 2
Coding region: 93-653 (186 amino acids)
Cellular component (GO): nucleus
Source: RefSeq, a predicted model, not a curated record